Exophiala dermatitidis NIH/UT8656 is the source of this 972-nucleotide messenger RNA. RefSeq lists its product as uncharacterized. Lineage: Eukaryota; Fungi; Ascomycota; Eurotiomycetes; Chaetothyriales; Herpotrichiellaceae. Gene Ontology annotation, molecular function: hydrolase activity. The record is from RefSeq and is a predicted model, not a curated record. The transcript has a single exon. Bases 1 to 972 code for a protein of 323 amino acids.
AUGGCAGCCACAAUCCCAACUAGGCUGCUUAUUCUUUCUGAUACACACGGCAAAGACUUUGACUUGGAUGAUCGACCUAACCAGCAUGCAGACGUGGUAUUACAUUGCGGUGAUCUCACUGAUGGCUCAAAGCUGGAGGAGUUCAGAUCCACGAUUAAAAUGCUCAAGAAUAUCAACGUACCACUUAAAUUGGUCAUCGCUGGGAACCACGACUUCACCAUGGAUAUUCCUGCUUUCAAAGCCAAGCUUGCUGAGGUAGUAACGCCCUUAGAGCCCAGUCUUGUGGCGCGGGAGUACGGAACCUUCGGGCAAGCCAGACAACUAUUCGACGAUGCAAGAAAAGAAGGUAUCGUGUUUUUGGAAGAGGGAACCCAUCACUUCACGCUUGAUAGUGGAGCUCGUCUCAAGGUCUAUGCUAGCCCAUAUACUCCAUCUAUGGGCGCAUGGGGCUUUCAAUACCGCCCAAAUAAAGGCCGCCAGUUUCACAUCGAAGAAAAAACCGACAUCGUUAUGACUCACGGCCCGCCAAGAGGAGUUAUGGACUUCACUUACAGGGGUGAAAGGGCAGGCUGCCCUCAUCUCUUCGCCAGCAUUGCCCAGGCGCGGCCACGGAUUCAUUGCUUUGGUCAUGUUCACGAGGGAUGGGGCGCAAAGGUGGUUACUUGGAAGGACAGUGGGUUCGAUGAGCCGUCUCACUUUACAGCCAUCGACAACGAAAACUCUCCUGUCAUCGAGAAGUUGGCAACUCUGAGACCAAAUUCAUUCGAUUCAGAAGGGACGGCAGUGGAAAAGCGUCAGAAAUUGGAAAAGUUGAGACUGAACAAGUGUGCUACCACAAGCCACUGCAAACAAGACAAGUAUCCGCUCCAGGAGGGCAGGGAGACAUUAUUUGUGAAUGCAUCAAUAAUGGGAGGCGAAGAAUUUUCGCAGAGGCCCUGGGUAGUGGAUAUUGAACUUGAAAUCAUAGAUUAG